This is a messenger RNA of Eimeria mitis, 852 nucleotides long. Its product is annotated as ribosomal protein L5, putative. Gene Ontology annotation, cellular component: ribosome; cytosolic large ribosomal subunit. NCBI's taxonomy places the organism in Eukaryota, Apicomplexa, Conoidasida, Eucoccidiorida, Eimeriidae. Gene Ontology annotation, molecular function: 5S rRNA binding; structural constituent of ribosome. Gene Ontology annotation, biological process: ribosomal large subunit assembly; translation. The record is from RefSeq and is a predicted model, not a curated record.
AUGGCAUUCGUCAAAGCAAUAAAGAACAAAGCCUACUUCAAGCGCUUCCAGGUCAAGUACCGCCGGCGCAGGGAGGGGAAGACGGACUAUGCUGCGAGGAGGCGCCUGACUCUUCAGGAUAAGAAUAAGUACAAUGCGCCGAAAUACCGCUUUGUUGUGCGCGUGACCAACACGCGUGUCCUUUGCCAGGUGAUGUACGCUACAAUGCAAGGAGACCGGCUUGUAUGCAGCGCAGACUCUAAGGAGCUUACCCGCUAUGGAAUUAAGAAGGGGUUGGCUGACGAGUUCGUGGGUGUCGAGAAGCCCACUGGCGAAGAGUACCAUAUUGAGGAGGUUUCCGAGGACCGCCGCCCAUUUAAAUGCGUGCUCGAUGUAGGGAUAGUUUCUACCACCGUAGGCAAUCGGGUCUUCGGUGCGAUGAAGGGGGCGUGCGAUGGAGGGCUUCACAUCCCCCACAGCAACAAACGCUUCCCUGGCUUUACGAAGGGCGAAGAAGGAGGAGGAUCCCGAAAGGUACCAAUUAUUUACGGGUUGCAUGUUGCCGAGUAUAUGCGCACGCUUAAGGAGGAGGAUCCCGAAAGGUACCAAUCGCAGUUCUCUGCCUACAUCCGCAACAAAAUAGACGCCGACAGCAUCGAGAAGAUGUAUCAGGAAGCAUUCCAGAAGAUCCGUGCCAACCCAGAUCCGGUAAAGAAGGAGGCAAGAGAAGUUAAGAGAGUCCGCCAGGGUGCCAUGAUCAAGACUGCCAAGUCACAGUACGUACGCAAUGUCAAGAUCGACAAGGAGACAAGGAAGGAGCGCGUCUUGAAGAAGAUACAAAUGGUGGCGGAGAAGAUGGCAGAGGAUGAGUAG